CGGGGCGGUGCGCGCGGAGGCGGGGCCGGGCAUCGGGUUUCGCUCCCGCUCUGGGCGCUUGGGGUUCACGCUGCCCUAGUUGCUCCGGCCCGGGUGGGUUUCCCGGGGCGCGGCCGGCAGGCUCAGCCUUCCCGCGCGCCGCGUCCUCUCACUCGGAGGCAGGAAGAAGGAGGACACGGCAGUAGCCUCGACGUAGACGCCCGCGCUGGGAAACGCCUUAUAAAGCCGCGGCGCGCUGCCUCUCUUCGGGAGGGAGGGUUUGCGGAGACGCCGGACGGACAGACGCCCGCUGCGGACAGACCUUGGACGGACCCAACCCGGGAUCCACCCCAGUCUGCUCGCGGAUCAGACCUCGCACAAGCCCGAGUUUCUGGAGAUCUCUGGUGGUCAUAGGCGGUCCCCCAGCGGAUCCCAGACCGACCGCGACUCCUCACAGAGUCCAGACGAGCCAAGUGGAGGAUACACCCAGCUCCCUGGCCGACCGCGGGCCGCCCGGGGCUCCGCAGACGCCGGGCGGGCGGGGGCCGCGGGCGCCCGGGUGGCGGGGGCAUGCGCGGCCCGCGGCAUGGCCUCGGCGGUGUUUGAGGGCACGUCGCUGGUGAACAUGUUCGUGCGCGGCUGCUGGGUGAACGGCAUCCGCAGGCUCAUCGUCAGCCGGCGCGGCGACGAGGAGGAGUUCUUCGAGAUCCGCACGGAGUGGUCGGACCGCAGCGUGCUCUACCUGCACCGCAGCCUCGCCGACCUGGGCCGCCUGUGGCGGCGCCUCCGAGACGCCUUCCCCGAGGACCGGCCAGAGCUGGCGCGGGCGCCGCUGCGGCAAGGACUGAUGGCCAUCAAGGAUGCCCAUGACAUUGAGACCAGGCUGAAUGAGGUGGAGAAGCUGCUCAAGACCAUCAUAGGCAUGCCGUGUAAGUUUUCCAGGUCAGAAGUUGUGCUCACCUUCUUUGAAAGGUCUCCUCUGGAUCAAGUGUUAAGAAAUGACAAUGUACACAAAAUCCAACCCAGUUUCCAAAGCCCUGUGAAAAUUUCAGAAAUCAUGAGGUCCAAUGGAUUUUGUUUAGCAAAUACAGAAACAAUUGUUAUUGACCACAGUAUACCAAACGGAAAAGACCAACACCUGGGUGUGGACCCAACAGAGCACUUAUUUGAAAAUGGAGCCGAGUUCACCUCAGAGCUGGAGGAUGGCGAGGACCCAGCUGCUUAUGUUACCAACCUGUCCUAUUACCACCUGGUGCCCUUUGAGACUGAUAUUUUGGACUGAGACUCAAUUAGACCCUCACUGCCCUAGCCCUUGAUCGAUAGUUCUGCUGUGGGCUGAAGCCAUUGCUCCAGGCAUGGGUCAAGUGUGAACACAAUGACCUUCGUGACUGCUCAUGGGCCCCACCAUCCACCCACACACCAUGAGGCCUUGAUAUCCUGAGUGGAGCAAUGGAGACUCCUGUGAUGAGGGCUACCUCCUCAUCCCCAGGUCUCCAGCAACCAGGAGUCAGGUCCCAGAAGGCCCACACAGUCUGCUUUUUUUGUGGGGGACUUUGCUUUCCAUCCUUCACCACCAGCCUGUUUCUUUAUUCCUGGAACUUGUUCCCCAUGCUCAAGUGCCUGUAGAACUCCUCUGGGACUGGCCUGGUACCUUUCCCUGCUGUUACUGCUUCCUGGAGCAAAGCAGUCCUGGCCACCCCUCACUCCCCAUCAUUCCCUCACAUGACAAGCACAGGAAACAUUUCAUGUGAGAUUGGGAUGAGUCACCAAAUUCUGGGGAAUAUUAAAUGAUCCAAGAAGUUCCUGAAAAUGGACAAGUGGCUUGCAUUUCUGUAUUACCUCUUUACUCUGGAAACUGGACUGUGUCAGACAAAGGGAGUGUUUACAGAAGGGUAACUGUGACAGUGGACUAUGUCUGCAGGAAAAGGAGAGAUCCUGUGAGCUUUGACUGGAGUCAGCGAUGCUCCUUAACAGGAAGUCAAUCCUCACUGGGUCUGCCCACUUGCUUAAGAACAGUCUUGGGACCAUCUCUGUGCUGAAGGUUCCCCUCUGUGCUGCGUCUAAGCUCUCUGUGAGGUCACUGCUGUGUUAACCUGCAAGGAAGUGAACCACAGGCGAGCUGAAUCUCCUUUUCCCGGUUCUGGGUUCUGUGUGUAUCUCUUCACUGUGUCUACUAAUGACCAUCAUUUGCUAAUGUAAAUUAUAGUAAAUUAUUGAGAAUCCUAAUUCUUUUACACAGCCUAAUUUUUAAUCUAUUUUAAUGAAAUAAAAAAUGAGUUACA
This is a messenger RNA of Erinaceus europaeus (western European hedgehog), 2261 nucleotides long. RefSeq names its product PX domain containing 1 (gene PXDC1). NCBI's taxonomy places the organism in Eukaryota, Metazoa, Chordata, Mammalia, Eulipotyphla, Erinaceidae. Bases 566 to 1261 code for a protein of 231 amino acids. The transcript has 5 exons. Gene Ontology annotation, molecular function: phosphatidylinositol binding. The record is from RefSeq and is a predicted model, not a curated record.